This is a messenger RNA of Symsagittifera roscoffensis, 2181 nucleotides long. RefSeq names its product G2/mitotic-specific cyclin-B3-like. The transcript has 8 exons. Bases 1 to 2181 code for a protein of 726 amino acids. Lineage: Eukaryota; Metazoa; Xenacoelomorpha; Acoela; Convolutidae. The record is from RefSeq and is a predicted model, not a curated record.
AUGUGGUUCGACUGGGAGGCCCAGCUGCUCCAGAGGGUGGUGCUAGACGAGGAAGUGGUGGCUUUCAAGAAGACGGUGUUCGACUGGGAGGCCCAGCUGCUCCAGAGCGCGGUGCUAGACGAAAAGGCGGUGGCUUUCAAGAAGACGGUGUUCGACUGGGAGGUCCAGCUGCUCCAGAAGGCGCUGCUGGACGAGGAGGCGAUGGAGUUCAAGAGGACGGUGUUCGGAUGGGAGGCCCAGCUGCUCGAGUGGGUGGUGCUUGACAAAAAGGCGGUGGCUUUCAAGAAGACUGUGUUCGUCCUGGGAGGCCCAGCUGCUGCUGCAGAAGGCAGUGCUGCGGUGCUCGACGAGGAUGCGGUGGCUUUCAAGAAGACGGUGUUCGGAUGGGAGGCCCAGCUGCUCGAGAGGGUGGUGCUUGACAAAAAGGCGGUGGCUUUCAAGAAGACUGUGUUCGUCUGGGAGGCCCAGCUGCUGCUGCAGAAGGCAGUGCUGUACAAGGAGGCGGUGGCUUUCAAGAAGACGGUGUUCGACUGGGACGCCCAGCUGCUCCAGAGGGCGGUGCUAGACAAAAAGGCGGUAGCUUUCAAGAAGACGGUGUUCGACUGGGAGGCUCAGCUGCUCCAGAAGGCGCUGCUGGACGAGGAGGCGAUGAGGGUGGUGCUAGACGAGGAAGUGGUGGCUUUCAAGAAGACGGUGUUCGACUGGGAGGCCCAGCUGCCCCAGAGCGCGGUGCUAGACGAAAAGGCGGUGGCUUUCAAGAAGACGGUGUUCGACUGGGAGGUCCAGCUGCUCCAGAAGGCGCUGCUGGACGAGGAGGCGAUGGAGUUCAAGAGGACGCUGCUGCUGCAGAAGGCAGUGCUGUACGAGGAGGCGGUGGCUUUCAAGAAGACGGUGUUCGACUGGGACGCCCAGCUGCUCCAGAGGGCGGUGCUAGACAAAAAGGCGGUGGCUUUCAAGAAGACGGUGUUCGACUGGGAGGCUCAGCUGCUCCAGAGGGCGAUGCAAGACGAAAAGGCGGUGGCUUUCAAAAAGACGGUGUUCGGCUGGGAGGCCCAGCUGCUCCAGAAGGCAGUGAUGGACGAAAAGGCGUUGGCUUCCAAGAAGACGGUUUUCGACCGGGAGGCCCAGCUGCUCCAGAAGGCGUUGCUGGACGAGGAUGCGGUGGCUUUCAAGAAGACAGUGUUCGACUGGGAGGCCCAGCUGCUCCAGAAGGCGGUGCUGGUCGAGGAGGCGAAGGCGGUGCUGGACGAGGAUGCGGUGGCUUUCAAGAAGACGGUGUUCGACUGGGAGGCCCACCUGCUCCAGAGGGCGGUGCUAGAUGAAAAGGCGGUGGCUUUCAAGAAGACGAUGUUCGUCUGGGAGGCUCAGCUGCUCCAGAGGGCGAUGCAAGACGAAAAGGCGGUGGCUUUCAAAAAGACGGUGUUCGGCUGGGAGGCCCAGCUGCUCCAGAAGGCAGUGCUGGACGAAAAGGCGGUGGCUUCCAAGAAGACGGUUUUCGACCGGGAGGCCCAGCUGCUCCAGAAGGCGUUGCUGGACGAGGAUGCGGUGGCUCUCAAGAAGACGGUGUUCGACUGGGAGGCCCAGCUGCUCCAGAAGGCGGUGCUGGUCGAGGAGGCGAAGGCGGUGCUGGACGAGGAUGCGGUGGCUUUCAAGAAGACGGUGUUCGACUGGGAGGCCCACCUGCUCCAGAGGGCGGUGCUAGAUGAAAAGGCGGUGGCUUUCAAGAAGACGAUACGAAAGGGAGGUGCAUUCAAGAAGACGGUGUUCGACUGGGAGGCCCAGCUGCUCCAGAAGGCGGUUCUGGACGAGGAGGUGGUGGCUUUCAAGAAGAUGGUGUUCGACUGGGAGGCCCAGCUGCUCCAGAGAGCGGUGCUGGACGAGGAUGCGGUGGCUUUCAAGAAGACGGUGUUCGACUGGGAGGUCCACCUGCUCCAUAUGACGGUGCUAGACGAAAAGCCGGUGGCUUUCAAGAAGACGGUGUUCGUCUGGGAGGCCCAGCUGCUCCAGAGGCCUAUGCUAGACGAAAGGGAGACUAAAGGGAGGUGCCUUCAAGAAGACGGUGUUCGACUAGUAGGCCCAGCUGCUCCAGAGGCCUAUGCUAGACGAAAGAGAGGUGCAUUCAAGAAGACGGUGUUGGACUGGGAGGCCCAGCUGCUCCAGAAGGCGGUGCUGGACGAGUAG